UGACUGUGUCAGCCUCAGCAGGAAAUGAUGGGGGUGAUGACACACUUUGAAAACAUAGCCUCAAAACAGAAAGUACUGCUGCAUUUAACAGCUGCGUUGUCCAGAGGAUGAACAGACAUGUCUACUGUAAAUGAACAACUCUUGGAGGUUUUGGAGGAUCUGCUUGAUGAGGAACUGGGGACUUUUCAGUGGCAUCUUUACAGCAAAACCGUUGAAGGAUUUACUCAUAUCCCAAAGUCUCAAGCUAAAGGCUUGGACAGGAAGGACACUGUGACUCUUGUGGUGACAACAUAUGGUUAUGACGGUGCUGUGACCAUAACCAUAAAGAUACUGGAGAAAAUGAGACAGAAGCUUUUAGUUGAUAAACUAAAAGAAUAUCACAGCAACGGUCAAAUAAAUAAGACAGACAAAGAGAGUGACCUUGUUACCAUCCAAGGGAGACUGAAAUCUAAAUUAAAGGAAAAGUGCCAGAACAUUUAUGAGGGAAAUGCGGAAGAAGGAGAUAACAUCUACUUGAAAAGAAUCUACACCGAGCUCCAUGUGAUUACAGGAGCCUGGGGAAGCCUAAGUGAUGAACGUGAGGUCAGACAGCAGAAGUCCAAGCAAACAUCGGUGGAGGAAACAAUUAACGUUCAAGAUCUUUUUAAGCCUAGGCCCAAUCAAGAAAAGCGCAUCAGAACUGUUCUUACCCAGGGUAUCCCUGGAAUGGGUAAGACUGUCUGUGCCCAGAAGUUCACACUGAGCUGGGCGGAAGGAGAGGAACACCAGGACAUAACCUUUCUCUUUCCACUUCCUUUCCGGGAAUUGAAUUCAAUCAUUGGCGAAAGGGACUAUACAUUAAUGCAGCUGCUCCACCACUUUUUCCCUGACAUUAAACCCAUUCAGAAGCUAUCAGAAUGUAAAGUACUAUUCAUUUUUGAUGGCCUUGACGAGAGCCUUCUGCCCUUAGAUUUCAAACACAACAAGGUUUUGAGAGACGAGACGGAGUCGGCCCUGCUUGAUGUGCUGAUCACCAACCUCAUUGCAGGGGAUCUGCUCGGGAAUGCGCUCAUCUGGAUAACCUCCAGGCCUGCGGCGGCCAACAAAAUUCCCCGAAAGUACAUUGACCAGUGGACUGAGAUGAAAGGAUUCACUGAAAACCAGUGGCAGGAAUACUUUAAGAAGCGCGUGAGGGAUGAUGCACUGUCGCUUAGGAUGAUCAACCACGUGAAAUCAUCGAAAAGCCUGUAUGUUAUGUGUCAAAUACCUAUUUUCUGCUGGAUCACCGUCAAGUUGAUGAAGAAAAUGCUGCAAGACAAGGCAACAGACAGAAUGCCUAACACCCUAACUGAGAUGUAUGCAUAUCUUCUUCUCUGCCAGACUGACCGGAUGAGAGAAAGGCAUUACACCAUGAGGAGUGAUAAUGUCUAUUUGAAGCUUGCAGAAUUAGCCUUCCAACAGCUCGAAAAAGGCAGACUUAUCUUCUAUGAGGCUGAUCUGAAAGAAUGCCGCAUGGAUGUGAACGAGGCAACCAUGCAUUCAGGAGUCUGCACAGAGAUCUUCCAGAUGGAGGAGGGCAAGAGGCAUAAGGUUUUCAGCUUUGUGCACUUGACUAUCCAGGAGUUUCUGGCGGCUGUGUUUGCCCAUUAUUCAUACAUGCAAAACAAGGACAAUGUCCUUCUGGGAAGGCUUGGAAGAUUUCCCUCAAAACUCUUGAAAAAGUCUGUUUUUGGCUUCCAUAAAUGUGCCAUUGAAAAAGCUUUGAGUAGUAAGACCGGCCAAUGGGAUCUCUUCCUUCGCUUUCUUCUGGGCCUCUCGUUGAAGUCAAACCAGGAGCUUCUUUACAGAAUACUGCCUUUGGAAGUAGAAGGAGAGGAGGAUGUGGCAAACACUAUACAGUUUAUCAAAGACAUUAUCAGUGCAGAACCUGAAAUGAAUCUUAACUUGUUCCAUUGUCUGGGGGAGCUCAGGGAGGAAUCUCUUGUUCAGGAAAUCCAGAGCUUUGUGAGUACUGGAAAGAUUGCAAGCAAACAGUUAUCUCCUGCUCAAUGGUCAGCUCUCACUUUUGAGCUAAUGACAUCCGAGGCUCUGGAGAAAGAGUUUGACCUAAAGAAAUACAUAAGAUCAGAGGAGGGGGUAGAGAAGCUGCUUCCUGUUAUAACCUCCUCCACUCAUGCCCUCCUAGAUGGUUGCAAGCUUACUGAAAACUGCUGCCAAUUGCUGGCCUCCGCGCUGAGCUCAACAUCCUCUCAACUGACAGAUUUAGAUUUGAGCAAGAACAGUCUGAGGGAUUCAGGAGUGAGACUGCUUUCUGAUGGCCUAAGGAGUCCUCAUUGCAAGCUGAAGAGUUUAAGACUACAUAAAUGCAAAGUUGAGGGUGGCUGCUGUGAGGCUUUGGCAAAUGCUCUUACAACAGAGUCGACACAGCUGAGAGUGCUGGACCUGAGUGCUAAUGACCUUAAGGAAGAAGGAGUGAUAGCCCUGAGUCUGGGACUGGGCAGCCGUCAUUGCAAAGUGGAAACACUUAGUUUGGAUCAGUGCAAACUGGGAGAGAACGACUGUGUGGCUUUAGCUUCAGUCUUCAGCUCACAUGCUUCUCAGCUGAAAUUUCUUGAUUUGAGUAAUAACGGCUUAAAGGAUGCUGGUGUAUAUCAGCUUUCAGCUGGACUGAAAGAUCCAAACUGCAAACUGGAGAUUCUCAGACUCAGCUGGUGUGGUCUAACACAGAAAUCCUGCAGCCACAUAAGCCCAAUCCUCAGCACAGAUUGCAGCACAAUCAGAGAGCUGGACCUUGGUGGCAACAACCUACAAGGUCAAGGCUUCAGCCUACUGUGCUCUGGUCUCAAAAGUCAGAACUGUAAACUGGAAACAUUAAGAUUGCAUGACUGUGGUCUCCAGAAGUGCGGUGCUGAAAUUGCUUCAGUCCUCUCCACCAGCAGCUCACAGCUGAAGGAGCUUGAUCUGUGUGGAAAUGACCUUGAGGACCAGGGAGUGGAGUUGCUCUCUAAUGGAAUAGCAAAUCCAAACUGUGCACUAGAAACCUUAAGGCUCUCAUUUUGCGGAGUCACAGUAAAAGGCUGCACACAUCUGGCUUCAGCACUGAGCUCCAACCCUUUGCACCUCAGAAAGCUGGACCUUAGCUACAAUUUUCUGCAGGAAUCUGGAGUCAAUCUGAUCUCAGAUCAGCGGGAUAAUCCACUUUGUAAGCUAGAGGAUCUAAGGGUGGAUCACAGUGAGGAAUGUUAUCUGAAAUCGAUGCUGAAAAAUUACACCUGCACCCUGACCUUUGACUCCAACACGGCAGCCACGUCUCUCUUUCUGCACGAUGGGGGCAAACAGGUGACAUGGGUUAGGGAGUCACAGCCGUACCCACAGCACCCUGAACGGUUUGAAAGCAUCUCCCAGGUCCUGUGUCACCAAGGCCUCACUGGGCGCCAUUACUGGGAAGUGGAGUGGCGAGGGCGCUGGGUGGACAUUGCGGUCGCCAUGAGGGGAAUCAGCCGCAGGGCGAGUAGUUAUUUGUCUGGGUUCGGCAAAACUGAUAAGUCCUGGUGUCUAUUUUGCUCUGAGGAUCAUUACAGCGUUGAACAUGACAGCAGGGGGUCGGAAAUAUCUGCACCUGCGUCUCCCUCUCACAAGGUUGCAGUCUUUCUGGAUUGGCCUGGAGGGACCUUGUCUUUUUAUAGUGUUUCUGCUGGGAGCCUCAAACAUCUUCACACCUUCUACAAUAACUUCACUGAGCCGCUCUACGCUGGGUUUGGUAUGGAAGAGGAUGACUGCUCAGUCAUUCUUUGCUCUAAUGCUGAUAUAUAGGAACUUAUUUCUCCAUCUGAGUAUGUGGUAUGAAUAAAAGGUAACAGCUAAAAAGAUCCAUUGUCACCACAAAGCAGACGUUUUUGUUUUAACUUUAGUUUUCCUCUCCCUUGGCAUAAACUACAGCCCUGCAAAUAAACUUCAGAAGCCAAAAGCGAACACAAGAAAUCAAAUUU
Cyprinodon tularosa is the source of this 3968-nucleotide messenger RNA. RefSeq names its product NACHT, LRR and PYD domains-containing protein 12-like. The record is from RefSeq and is a predicted model, not a curated record. NCBI's taxonomy places the organism in Eukaryota, Metazoa, Chordata, Actinopteri, Cyprinodontiformes, Cyprinodontidae. Gene Ontology annotation, molecular function: protein binding. The coding region runs from base 118 to 3792 and encodes 1224 amino acids. The transcript has 11 exons.